CCUCACCACGGUGCAGAUUCGCACGACAUGAUAAUAAAAGGUGCCUGUCGCAUCGCUCCCGCCCCUCCUGCUCACCGCAGAGAUCGUUCCUCAAUAUCAAUACCUGAGAACAGAACGCAUUGACCGAAAAUGUACUACGAACCCGGCGUGACAGAGCACAACCUUCCCCAUGACCCUUUCAAGGCAUGUGUGAUCCCCCGCCCGAUAGGCUGGAUCUCGACGCAAUCGCCCGACGGCCAAACCAGCAACCUGGCGCCGUACUCGCAGUUCAACAACCUCACCUUCGACCCGCCGUACGUGAUGUUCUCGUCCAACCAGACGGCCACCGCGACCCGCAAGGACACGGUCGUCAACGCCGAGGCCACGGGCGCGUUUGUGUGGAACCUGGCCACCUACGACCUCCGCGAGGCCGUCAACAUCUCCGCCGAGCAGUUUCCGUACGGCGUGGAUGAGUUCGAGAAAGCGGGUGUCACCAAGGAGCCUGCUGCGCUGGUCGACGUGCCCAUGGUCAGCGAGAGUCCUGUCAAGUUCGAGUGCAGGUACCACUCCACCAUCCGAUUGCCCGGGAACCCACCAAUGGGAACGGUGGAUGUCGUUAUUGGACGGGUGGUCGCGGUGCAUAUCAAGGAUGAGGUGCUCACGGAUGGGAUCCUGGAUGUCAAGAAGACGAGGCCGAUUGCCCGCUGCGGGUAUUAUCAGUAUACGGUCAUUGAGAAUACCUUCGAUAUGGUGAUUCCGGGGAUGUCGGAGGAUGUGUUGUAUGGGUUGGAAGGGAAUGCGAAGAGGAAUCGGUUGAGGAAUGAAAAAGGGGAGAAUAAAGAAGAGGAGUAG
Molecule: messenger RNA, 831 nt
Organism: Aspergillus japonicus CBS 114.51
Lineage: Eukaryota; Fungi; Ascomycota; Eurotiomycetes; Eurotiales; Aspergillaceae
Product: flavin reductase family protein
Exons: 2
Coding region: 130-831 (233 amino acids)
Molecular function (GO): FMN binding
Source: RefSeq, a predicted model, not a curated record